This is a messenger RNA of Centropristis striata (black sea bass), 2404 nucleotides long. RefSeq names its product telomeric repeat binding factor 2, interacting protein (gene terf2ip). Gene Ontology annotation, biological process: telomere maintenance via telomere lengthening; regulation of DNA-templated transcription. The coding region runs from base 65 to 2116 and encodes 683 amino acids. Gene Ontology annotation, cellular component: shelterin complex. The record is from RefSeq and is a predicted model, not a curated record. Lineage: Eukaryota; Metazoa; Chordata; Actinopteri; Perciformes; Serranidae. Gene Ontology annotation, molecular function: telomeric repeat DNA binding. The transcript has 9 exons.
UUUUCGUUGCGGCGGGAAAGCCCACCGAGGAAGUAAACAAACUACGCGGUGAGACAGUUCGACCAUGCCGUCCAAAGAGGAUCAAAUCUCCCCGGUUCUGUUCAUGACCACAGACGGUGAACCAAUGUCUUUCUACCUGCGACCCGGUCCUGCUAAACAGAAUAUCGCGCCGCUCAUCUCAGCCGGAGGAGGGAUGAUGUGCAAAGUGCAGCAGCCGGGGGCGAUCCUGCUGAUCGACCCGGAGGAAAAAAGCUCUAUUCGAGAAACUUCUGGUCACUGGUACGUGUCCACACAGUUUAUUCACGACUGUAUUGAGAAGGAGGAGCAGCUAGAUUUAGAGGACUACAGGAUAACUCCUGAAGUGGCCCCGAGACAGUCUGCUAGACUCAGCAAUAAAAGAGACUCGUCAGGCAGGACUCCCUACACAGCUGCAGAAGACAAGGCCAUCUUGAGUCAUGUCAGCAAACACAAGGCGGAGGUGAAGGGAAACCGGCUCUGGCAACAGAUGGAGAAGCUGCGAGUGACGAAUCACAGCUGGCAGUCGAUGAAAUACCGUUACAAGGUGCGACUGGCAAAGUUACAGUCAGAGGCUGAGAAGAAGGCAACCGCAGAGAAAGAGAGCGAAGCAGCAGAGGAAGAGAGCGACGCAGCAGAGGAAGAGAGCAAAGCAGCAGAGGAAGAGGCUGAGGUAGAAGAAAACCAAGAGACGAAUGUUCAAAAACCCUCCAGCACAGAAGAUACUGCUUCACCUCCGACACAUUCAGCUGAAUCAGACUUAACACAGAUAGAUGAUCAGUCGAUCCCAUCUGACAGCAAACAGCCAGAACUCACAGAAGCUGAAACGUCUGUUUCUCAAGAAGAAGAAGAAGUGCAACAUGUGAACCCUCAGACAGACGAACAGCCAGCUGAAAGCCCAAAAGCAGAGACUGUAGGAGCUGAAACAUCUGAGGGGCCUUGUGUGGAGCCACAGACAGAUGCUCCUCCUGAUCCUGCUGAGAGUGCAGAACAAGAAUUGGAUGAACCACAAACGGAAACCUCUCCAGAAAAAGAAAGUGUGCCAGAGGCUUCUCCCGAGCGCGAACAACUGCGGCGUCGAGUAUCUCACAGGAGGCUUUUCAAAGAUCCGUUAUCACCUGAACCUUCUGCCAAAAGAUUCAGAUCAUUAAAAUCCUCACCACAGGGAUAUUCACCGUUUCCUGAGUCCUCAAAGACAACAAAUUCAGCCCUAAAGUCCUCCCCCCAAAAUUACAAAAUAGUAGAGCAGUCGCCAUCUAAGACAGCCAGAGGAAAGAGUGCAGCGCACGCGAGUCGGCAGGACGAGAGUGAACAAGCUGCUGUCCCUGAAACUGCACGAGCAGAAACUGAGUCUAAUUCAGUGCCACAGAAAGCAGAGAAGAAGAAAGAAAAGAGGAACUUGGGGAUUCUAGAGCUGGCUACGAAGGAGUUUGAAGAUGAAAGUGAGAUCUCUGAUGAAGAGUUAACUCAAGAUCUCCAAAACCCGACUGAAACGGCGAAUAUUCAACCCACAUCUGCAGAACCUCCUCUCCCGACGUCAGACACAGCUGCAGAAGCUGCUGUCACACAGUCCAGCCCUGAACCUGAACCCAGCCUCCAGGAGGACACGCAGGACAUCCUGGUUUCCAGUAGCAAAAGCCCACCAAAGAUAGGCGGCCCUGAACCUGCAGCCACUGAGGCCGUCACUGCCUCCUCCAAGGCCCACCUGUUCAUAUUCGCCAGUGAGACUCAGGAGGAAGACUCUGAGUCCAUCACUGCUGAUACUCCAGCGGCUCCAUCUGACCCACAGCUGGACAAAGACGCUGCACCGUCACUGACUCAGAUCCAGCUGGAGGAGGACAUGCAGGCACUCAGAGAGCUGAUGAAGCAGACGAAGCAGGACUUAGUCAGUGUGACCAAAGCCCUGCUGAGGACCAGUGGAGACUUCUCUGCUGCUCUGGAUCAACUUCUGAAUCCCUCCUCCAGUUCAGGACCAGUUUGGACUCGGCAGGAAGACUCUCUUUUGUUCUCAGCUGAUCCUGUGGUCCGACUACAGCUGCAAGAGAAAUACGGCGAGGAGGGCGUGGCUAAAAGAAUCAUGUUCCUCGAGGUAGAAGGAUGAAAAUGAAAGACAGGUCAGUGCAGAUAGAAAGCAGGAGAACAGAGUUAACUCGUCUAUUAUGCUGCUUAACUAUGUGUGAACAGUCAGCUGGUUAGAUGAUAUUUAAGCAUUGCUGCUCCUCCUGGCUAACUUUGAAUAAAUAAAUCAGAAACAAUAAACCAGAAUGCUGUAAACUGUUUAAGAUCUGUAUCUUUGCUAAAUCUUUUGAUGAAUAUUAGCAUGAAAACACUGUUUUAUGUUUUUAAAUGUGUUUAACAUUUUUCUUCAUUUUCUUAAUUGCAUAAAAAA